AGACGCAUUGGAGGAAGAACCCCAGGGCGUCUCUGUGUCUCUGUCUGGUUUGAUGACCCCCACCUCAGCCGCCGGUAUGGCCUCAGGCAUAGAGCUGCCCAGGAAACGGAAAGGCAGCAUGGACAACCCGGAAACAAAAUCUGCAUCAAAUCUAGAGGAGGAUAUGGAGGACGAUCAGAGAAGAUCGGAAGGAGUUGACCAGCACUUAAAAAUUAAGUGUGUCAGAGAACCUCACAGUCAGAUUGAGAAACGACGGCGAGAUAAGAUGAAUAACUUGAUUGACGAGUUGGCAGCGAUGAUACCCACCUGUAACCCCAUGUCCCGCAAGCUUGACAAACUCACUGUGUUACGAAUGGCUGUCCAGCACCUCAAAUCACUCAAAGGAGCAAGCAGCUCAUUUGCAGAAACCAAUUACAAACUUCCGUUCCUCCCAGACGAUGAGCUCAAACACCUUGUCCUAAGGGCUGCUGAUGGAUUUCUCUUUGUGGUUGGCUGUGACCGUGGAAAAAUAGUCUUUGUAUCAGAAUCGGUUUCAAAAAUCCUGAACUACAGUCGGACGGAGUUAAUUGGACAGAGCCUGUUUGAUUAUGUUCAUCCAAAGGACAUUGGUAAAGUGAAGGAACAGCUGUCUGCCUCUGAACUCUACCCGCGGGAGCGCCUCAUCGACGCCAAAACGGGAUUGCAGGUGCAGACUGAGCUCCCCGUCGGAGCAGCUCGGCUUUGCUCUGGGGCCCGGCGCUCAUUCUUCUGCCGAAUGAAGUACAACAAAGUUACCAUCAAACAGGAGAAGGUCUUUCAGGCUGGGGCCUCAAAAAAGAACGAGUCACAGCGGUACUGCACUGUGCACUGCACGGGCUACAUGCGCACCUGGCCCACGCACCAGCUAGGCACGGAGGGGGAGGCUGAGGCGGAUAAAGAGAGCUCCCAUUUCAGCUGCCUUGUAGCAGUGGGCCGCACGCACCCCCACACCCUCCCGCAGGCCAACGGAGAGAUCAAGGUCAAGCCCACCGAAUUUGUCACCCGCUGCGCCAUGGAUGGCAAAUUCACAUUUGUGGAUCAACGAGCCACCACCAUUCUGGGUUACUUACCCCAGGAGCUGCUAGGCACAUCCUGCUAUGAAUACUUCCAUCUGGAUGACCUGCCUCAUUUGGCAGAUAGACACCAAAAAGUGCUGAGAAGUAAAGAGAAGAUUGAGACAAACUGCUAUAAGUUUAAAACGAAAUAUGGCUCCUUCGUCACCUUACAAAGUCAGUGGUUUAGUUUUAUAAAUCCCUGGACCAAAGAAAUAGAAUACAUAGUGUCAACCAACACAGUUAUAUCCGGUAAAAGUAAUCCAGGUGGAUCAGGGGAUAAAGCCGAGCAGCCUAGCAGUUCCAAGGCCUCGGAGGAUGAUGCCAAGAAGUCCCAACAAGUUCCAAUCAUCCCAGGGAUCUCCAGUGCAUCAGGCAUGAUUUACGCUGGGUGCAUAGGGACCCAAAUUGCUAAUGAGAUAAUGGACUAUAAUAGGAUGAACUCCUCACCAUCCAGCGGCAAUACAAGUCCAUUCAGUUUACCGCAGGACAAGUCUUCACUGGCCCUUGCGCAGGCCAGCAGCAACGUGCCAAAUGGGGAAGCAACAGAUGUGGAGAUGACUGGCAAAUCAAGCUCAGAGGAGGAAGCGAGGGGUGGGGCCUUCACAGCAGGAGAAAAUCUGAUGGAGGGGAGCUCUCAGUUGGAUCUGGAGGGGGUUCCUGGUUUGGGUGCUCUGAGCACUGACGAGGCAGCCAUGGCAGUCAUUAUGAGCUUACUGGAAACAGAUGCCAACCUGGGUUAUCUGAUGGCUGCCCUUGGUGAAGGAGAACCGAAGGGGAUGGGCGUCUCUCUUAGUACCUUAAGCUGAGUACCUUAAGCAACAGGACCAGGUUUUAUGUGGUCUGGUGUGCAUUUCUUCAUCUCAGCUCUGAGGUCACGUCUGCCCAUUGGCAUGGAUCAGAACAGAGAGACGUUCUUGGCCUGUUUUGCCAUGUUGAGAAACACAUGCCUCAGCCAAGCCAUAAGGCAAGAACCCAAAUAGUCCACUGUGAUCCAGUGGCAUAAGGAUUUCAAAACUAUUUCCUUAGUCAAUCAACACUUGAACUGAUGCUUUGAGGCAAAACUGGACUGAAUUUAUUUUUUAUAAAAACGUCAUGGGAUUCCUUUGGCAAGGGAAGCCUGGUAGUUAUUUUACCCUUUUAGAGCAGAAAUCGUCUCAAAUUCAAUGUUUUUUGAUGAACAAGUGGAACAACAGGGAGGGGUAUUGGUAAGUGCUUGUGGUCAUUUGUCAAACAGAACUACUUGAAAAGACUGUGGAAAAAUCAGAAAUUAGAGGAUCACCGUUAGGCCUGACAUUUGUUUUUUCCUCUCUAGUCUACAAACCUGUGUGUGAAUGUGUACUUUUCCUUCAGACCUUCGCCUGUCCUGCCAGGGCUAUGCUUCUCUUGAAACAGGGCCGUCACUAAGAUUUACAAGGCCUGGGACAGCAUUUUUACUGAUGGGGCCCAUUGAGUAAGCUGUAUUAUAGAGGACCUGGGACAAUGUUGUUGCCCCCUUAGGUAGAUGUAUUAGAUCUGCUGUUCUGAAAGAUUUUCUGGAUGGAGAUCAGCAACAGGUAUAAUGGGGAUUGGAAACUAAUAAGGGCAGGGUCUCUCAGGGAACAAUUCAUGGAAACCCCUUCUCAAAAUCCUUUAGCGGAUCAGCAAAGUACCACUUUUUAGACACUCGAGUUAAGGUGGUGUUUAAGACUUAUACAUUGUUCAGGGCUUCAUUCUUUCAUUAGUUCUUCUUGUUCAGUUAUGUGCAAAGAGGUAUAACAUGCUUAGGUGAUCAACAUUUAGAGGGUGAUUAUUGUUUAAACUGUAUUUUGGAAUUAUAUCCCAUAAUUUUAAGUAUGGGAAUAAUUUAAUCUCUACUCAACUUCAAAGUACUAACAAAAUCACUUUUUAUAGAGUAAAACAACAACAGAGUAAUAGGGAGAUGUAUUUUCACAUUCUUCCUGCUUCAAGAAGGUAUUUAAUACAAAUCCAACAUGAAGUCACUUUUGAAGAUAUAAUGCACCCUAAAAUGAACAGUCUGUUUAUCAUUUACUCACCCUCAUGUCUUUCCAAACCUGUAUGAUUCUCUUUCAUGGAACACACAAAUGGAGAUGUUUAAAAGAAUGUUCACUGUUCUUUUCCGUGUAAUGAAAGUCAAUGGUGACCAUAUGGGCUUUCAAGCAUCAGUAAGGACUAAAAAGCACCAUAGACGUAGUUCAUAAAAUUUGUGUGCUAUAUUGCAAGUCCAACUCCCCCUUCAUAGAUCUCCCAUUUAAUUUACUCAAUUUUCUCGGUUUCAGUGUUGCAUUUACCUUAAGGCUGGAAUACACUACUAAUAGAUUUUGCCCAGAUUUUUACCCUGAUUUACAGUUUCGAGGAGUCUACGCUAUUUGCUGAAAGUCAGAGCCAGCCUGCAGAUUUAGUAGAUUCACAUGAAAUCACGUGUUGUUUGAUACAGAUUUAGAUUUUCUAGCAUCAGGAUAUGAUUCCAUGCAUUUGGAAGAUAUCGAACAUUUUGAGCCGAUUUUAGAGCACAUUGUUUUCAUUUGUCAUCUCUCUCAUUGCAAUGAGGCAGGUUUUCUUCAUGAGUUUGUUGUGUUCAGAAUGACUAUGAAGUCUGGUAGUGAGCAAUCUUCAGUCAUUCAGUGUAUAUGAUGUCCAGUUUUUUCUAUAACCAUUUACAAAGUUUGCAAGUGUAUGAUGCCUGGUGAUUUAAAAUCUGAUUUUAAAAGUCAUGUAGUGCAUUCCAGUCAUAAGG
Sinocyclocheilus anshuiensis is the source of this 3807-nucleotide messenger RNA. RefSeq names its product aryl hydrocarbon receptor nuclear translocator-like protein 2. The transcript is spliced from 17 exons. The record is from RefSeq and is a predicted model, not a curated record. The coding region runs from base 53 to 1879 and encodes 608 amino acids. Gene Ontology annotation, molecular function: protein dimerization activity; DNA-binding transcription factor activity. Lineage: Eukaryota; Metazoa; Chordata; Actinopteri; Cypriniformes; Cyprinidae. Gene Ontology annotation, cellular component: transcription regulator complex; nucleus; cytoplasm. Gene Ontology annotation, biological process: regulation of DNA-templated transcription.